GUCAUCGUCUCAUUGAUUGCUUAAUCACUGAGCCAGCGAUAUAUAUGGUGUACUUGAUGUAGGCUUGUUCUUGUGUCUAAAUAAGGUAAGUUCAGAUUUUGGAAUUAAACAGGUUUGAGAACUUCACUCGUUUAAAUUAAAUAAAAUUAAUAGAGUAAUAGCAUAGGUUGAAAAAUUUGAAAUAUUUCCAUUGAUAAAACUAAAUGUUUUAAAGAAAGUCCGAAACAAGUUAACAAUGACCUAUAUUUAGACCAAUGUAAUAUAAAAUGUAAAUAGUAGCGUUUUUAGAAAAUAUACUAAACACAAAUCAACAAAUAAAAAGCUCUUUUAUUCUUAAAUCAUUCUUUCAUCAUAAGUAAUUGCUGACGAAUCUAUUAUAAAUGCGCAGUCACGUCCUUUUUAUGAGAAUAAUAUUUAUGGGAAUUGUGGAAAACACUCAAGUCAAUCCUGCCGCCGCCAUUUUGCCAUAGUAACCAGGCAAAUAUUUCACGCGUGGAGCUGUGUAAAAAGUGCGUGGGAUAAAUUUAUUAUCCUCGGCGCGUUGUGCUUUUGUCAACAUUUAUCUCAUCGUAUUACUUGAUCUUGGCACUUGAUUUGAAAAUAUGGGACUUAAGACUAACAAAGCAACAAAAACCACCAAAUUGAAUUGUCAGUAUGUUGGGUCUUUCGCUGUCAGAGAUGGAGAUAAACAAUUGCCUUCUUCGGAGCAAAGCAAAUUUGUUGAUGAAAAACUAAAGAAAUGCACCAAAAAACUUCUGGAUGGAUCGCCAGUUUGCUUGCAGGUUUCCCCCGAUGGCAUCCAAGUCUUGACUUCUGAUGAGAAGACGGUCAAAAUGGCGCACACUUUACGGCGUGUCUCCUACGCCACAGCGGAACCCACGAACAAGUUAUUUGCCUACGUCACUCAUCAACCUGGGACUGACAUGGAAAUCGUAUGUCACACCUUCGUCACAAAGAGAAAAGAUUAUGCCGAAGGAUUGAGUGCAGCUCUUGGAAAACUUUUUAAACAGAGUUUCGCCUAUACUCUUAAACGAAGGGAUAAACUAGAAGAGGCAGCCCAGAAAAGAGGGGGGAAUCGACGCUGGGCAAAACACCAGGUCGCCGCAGGACACGGCGUUAGAGCAGUGCAGCCACGUAACGAAACCACGAGGUCUGCCAAUACCGGUGAGGUGAAGAAUGAAAAUGGUGCUACAUCUAGAACUCCAGCGCAGCAAAGACCAAACCAAAAUGCAUCUCCUGUGACUAAAAGUGAGGAAACUCGGCCAAAAAGGAGAACCCCACCUGGAAUUCCAAAUAGGUCACCUUCCAGUGAAUUAGAUGAUCCAUUCUCGACCCCUCCUCAGGCUGAUACUGUUCCUUCAACUCAAAGUGUUCUUUCAACUCCUGAUGCUCAUCAAACUUCUGAUGUUCACCAAGCUCCUAAUUUUUAUCCAACUUCUAAUGUUCAUCAAACUUCUAACUUUUAUCCAACUUCUAAUGUACAUCCAACUCCUAAUUUUUAUCCAACUUCUAAUGUGCACCCAACUCCUACUGUUCAUGAAACUCCUAAUUUUUAUCCAACUUCUAAUGUGCAUCAAACUCCUAAUGUUCAUCCAACUCCUAAUGUUCACCCAACUUCUAAUGUUCAUCCAACUCCUAAUGUUCAUGAAACUCCUCAUUUUUAUCCAACUUCUAAUGUGCAUCAAACCCCUAAUGUUCAUCAAAUUCCUGGGCAGACACAGCAAGUAGGGAGUCUAACCUCUCCUAACCAACAAGAAACCUCAUUUACUCCUCCAGUCCCCUCUCGCUCUAUGCAGCAAUCAUCCUCUUUUGAGGACCAAGCUCCUCCUUUACCCUCGCGAUCGCAACCUGGCAGACGUCGACUUUCUUCUCCCUCUAGUCAAGAAGCGGACAUUCCCCCAGAAUUGCCUAGCCGUAGUCUCCCAAGAAGAUCAAGUGCCCCAAAUUCACCUGAAAGUGUUUAUCCACCUUCCUCACUGAAACACUUCACAUCAGAUUCAAGCGUUGGUUUUCAGGCAUUAGGUCAUUCUCAAGUGCCUCCUAGUCAUGUUUCUAACGGCGAGCGUAAGUUUAGUGCCCCACCAAACCUUAUGCCACCCUCACCAAGACACCCCCCAUCAAGUAUGCUUCGCAGAUCAUCCUCAAGUGGGGAUGAAUACCCCACCCAUCAACCUAAAGAUAUGGAGAACGCCGCUGCCGUGGCGUUACCUGGAUUAGGCAAUAUGCCGCCGCCGUUACCACGUAAAUCAAGACAGCAAACUCCCCCAGAAAUUCCUGAAGAAGUUAUAACACCGGAAGAGGAUGACAGACUGAGACAAGGGGUGGGUCAAGAAGCAAGAAUCUCACUUACAUUGGAAGACGAGGAUUGGUAUAUUCCAAAUGUUUCAAGGGAUGCCAUUACUGAGAUGCUAGAAUGUUCCGAUAUUGGAUCAUUCUUUGUCCGGGACAGUCAAAGUUGUCCAGGAUGUUACGCAUUGACUAUGAAAGUCGUCAAAAGUAAAAAUAACCCUACAGGUUUUGGCCAUUAUUUGAUCACUCCUAGUGGAGGUGGAUUUUCACUACAGGGAUUUGACAAAAGUUUUCCUGACAUUUCAACUUUAAUCCGUCACUACUCCUCCUGUGACGAUGGUCUACCGUGUCAGUUGAUACUUGCUGGUUCGAAUCCUCUAUUUCAUGACGCCAACGGUUACCUGGUAGAAUUUAUGGAUGACGAAGAAGAUAUGUAUGGCAAUCUAUCCGACUGUUCGUCAAUGUUUCGGGAACUCAACAUGAAUGAUCCAUGGUAAACCAGCAAGCUGCCAGUUUUAUAUGGGCACUCCGUAAUCAUAAAGUUCAACGUUUGAGGUCAAUUGAUUCA
Molecule: messenger RNA, 2857 nt
Organism: Dendronephthya gigantea
Lineage: Eukaryota; Metazoa; Cnidaria; Anthozoa; Malacalcyonacea; Nephtheidae
Product: extensin-like
Exons: 7
Coding region: 603-2786 (727 amino acids)
Source: RefSeq, a predicted model, not a curated record